UCAUAUCUUGUCCAGGUGACCCAUGCCCUCCGUACCCAAGCUCUUUACGGCAGGGAUGGCCCUUCUCCUCACCUUAAUCCCGCUGCUCUUCAUCCUCAUCCUCGGCACCGCUGACGUUCAGGGAGCGUCCGUCAGAGAACACAGACUGACGGCCAGCGAGCCGGACGCACGCAGGGGGACCCCCUACGUGCCCCCUAACGCCGACAUGCUCAAAGCUUUGGAGUACAUCGAGACCCUCCGCCAGCAGACCGGGGCGGCCCCCGAGGAUGAGAACCGCCACUCUCCAAACAACGAUGUCGCAGGCGUGAACACAGAAAAACUACGCUCGAUGCUAAAACUAACCACUCCAUCUCAAACCCAGAGAGAGCCUGGGCGAGACCAAGAUGAAGAGGAGGAGGAGGAGGAGGAGGAAGAGGAGGAGGAAGGAGAAGGCAAUGCAGAGGACAAGACCCAGGAGUGGCUGAAAGCUUUACUUGGUACCCUCGAACAGGGAGAAAAAAGUCCCAGACCAGCGCCAGAACGCAACACUGCCAGCCAAGUCUGGGCGGGAACUGGGCGGAGACCGGCGAAGUUAGAGGAGGAUGGCAGCCAGGUAGAAGGUGGGGCUUAUCCUUGGGCACGGCAGCAGCGUGGCAGUAGCAAACCUCCCAGAAAGUACCCUCUGAUGUUUGAAGAUGAAGGAGAGGAGGGCGAGGGGGAGGAGGAGAGGCAGAGGAGCUCAGACCGCGAGAGCCCCUUCAAACGCACCAAUGAGAACGUGGAAGAAAAGUACACGCCCCAGAAUUUGGCCACUCUGCAGUCUGUGUUCGAGGAACUUGGGAGGCUGGCCAAUGGCAAGGCCGGACACAAAAGGCAGGCCUAUGCUGAGGAUGAUGAAGAUGAAGAGGAUGAUAACACUGAUGAUGGCAUGUUGAGGAUGAGGAACCUGGACUACGAUGAAGAGCCUGCAGAAGAGGACUGGGCACCUUUGGAGAAACAGAUCAGGAUGGAGGAGGAAGAGAGAGGCAACAGGAAAGAGUUUGACCGAGGCCUUGACGGUGAUGAUGAUGUUGAGGAGGAGGAAGACGAGGAGAAUGAUGAUGAUGAUGAUGAUGAUGAAGGCAAUUACCCGGCAAAGAGGUCAACACAGUCUGGCCCAGGAGAAGAUCCAGAUGACCUCACAAAGCUGGUGGACUACUACCUGUUAAAGGUGCUGGAGAAAACCGAGGAGGAUCAACAGAAAAGAGAACUAGAAGAGGAGGAGAAAAGGGCUGUUAGAAGGGCGACUCAGUCCAUCGACCCCGAGGCUAUCUACCAGCUUAUCAGAAUCUCCCAGAAUUUACAGAUACCUCCAGAGGAUCUGUUGGAUAUGCUUAAGUCUGGAGAGGGCAUUCAACAAGAACGGACCCCGCAGAGGAAUCUAGCAAAGACACACCAGCCCAACUUUUUAGCCAAGGUUGAGGAUAAGCUGAACUCUUACAAAAAGUACCAAAGCCCCCCUGCGAAUUACUACAACAGACAGCUGCCCGAGGCUCAAGCAAGAGGUAUCACAGAAGACAUCAACACAGAAGACAUUCUAAACAUUCUCGGACUGGGAAGCCUGGUAAAUCAGAAGGCCACUGUCAAACAUCAUAAAAGCCCCCACGCGCCAACUGCAAGGCAAGGAGACCGCACAUUCUCUCAUGCUGGCGUUCCCGAGAAGAUAAAGGAUGACUAUGGCGAUUCUGUUGACGAAGACGAGCUAGCGACAUAUUUAACAGGCCAAAUGUUGGCGUUUUAUCCGGAGCCAAUAAAAAGCAAAGCAAGUCCAAAGCGAUCCUCUCAACCUUUCUCGCAGAAGGAGCAGCCCGCCCUUGGAACGUUCGAGCAGGCGAUACAGGACUACUUCGACCAUAUGGACUCAGAUAAAAGUACAUCUCAAAAAAGGCAGUCAGAAACCGAAGACAUGGGAGGUGCAACUCAAACGCAACCCUUAGAUGAUGAGGCACUACUGAAAAUUCUGAGCUUCUUAAACCCAGAGACCGACGAGAGCGAAGAUAAGGACCUUAAUGCCAAAUCUGUCUAAGGAAUGUAGAUGGUGUAGAUGAAGUAUGUAGAUAUAUGGUACAUAUUAUAUUCUUUUGAUGGGGGAGAAUCAUAAUAAAGUAUUUUGAAAACUAAAAACAUGCAAGAGUGUAUUCAGUAGAUUUACAACAAUUCCUGCUUGUGUAGCAAAUUUCUUUAGACCUCUAUGGACAGAUGUAGCUUCAGGGCAGUGGCUAUUAAUGUUAGCAACUGGGGUUUGUGGUAUAUUCAAUGUUUUUGAUAUAGGCUAGUUAACAAAACACUAGUUAAUAGGCCACUUUAUAGUUCAAGUUUUCACCAGCCAUUUCAAUGCACAUAAUACAGCCAAACCUGUCAGAUCCUUCAGAUGCAGUAUUGUGUUCUUAACUAUAUUUCUUACGUGUUUUCAGUAAUGUGUGAUGUUGAGAUUAAUAAAGCAUUGACUUUAUUUUUUC
Molecule: messenger RNA, 2477 nt
Organism: Osmerus eperlanus (European smelt)
Lineage: Eukaryota; Metazoa; Chordata; Actinopteri; Osmeriformes; Osmeridae
Gene: scg2a
Product: secretogranin II a
Exons: 1
Coding region: 23-2044 (673 amino acids)
Cellular component (GO): secretory granule
Source: RefSeq, a predicted model, not a curated record